This is a messenger RNA of Lineus longissimus, 2506 nucleotides long. RefSeq lists its product as uncharacterized. NCBI's taxonomy places the organism in Eukaryota, Metazoa, Nemertea, Pilidiophora, Heteronemertea, Lineidae. Gene Ontology annotation, molecular function: protein binding. The transcript is spliced from 15 exons. Bases 49 to 2031 code for a protein of 660 amino acids. The record is from RefSeq and is a predicted model, not a curated record.
AGUGGCCAUAGGUGGCCAGGCCUUUUUGUUUUAUCAGCAAAGCACAGCAUGUCUAGUUGUGGAAUACACGCUUCGCUUUUAUGCGUCCUUUUCAUAUGUUACUUCGGGGUUGAGGUACUUGGAUACCGUGAUAAUCAUGGUCAACAAGUCCUCCACAAGCUGGAGAAGCGGUCUGCGCAUCAACACGGUCACCAGAAGCAGGAGGGUCAUUACGUCAAAGGAUUAUGUCCCAAGCCACCCAAGGUUCCAAACGCUGUUGCCAGGUUGAGCAACCAAGGACAGCGUGUGACGUACAAGUGUAGACCAGGCUUCAAGAAUAAGGGGGACGUCAAUUCAAGGUUCUGUGAAGGUGGAAAGUGGUCGUACAGCAACACGAAAUGUGUGGCAAACCGAAUUAUGAAAGCCUCCCAGUACAAGGUAGUAUUCUACACUGCUGCCCAUCGCUGCAGUAAGACUAACCAUGCUGUUAGCUUUACUAUCAUGGGAAAAUAUGGCAAUUGCACUCUGACAAACAAAGGAUUUGGCAACUCGCAGAUCGGAUCACCUAAAGCCAUUUGCAAGACCCAUCUUGGUGAAGUGAAAUCGUUGAAAGUGAGCAUAAACGGUCGAGAUAUGUGGAGAUUCUACAAGAUUUUAGUUUUGGACACCGUCCUCAACAAGACCUACGAAUUCAGAUGUGGCGAUAACAAACACUACAGUUGCAUCUUGGCACACUGCAAGGCAUUUAAUCAGUGGAUUGGAGACAUCCAUAUGCUGCCUUUGAAAGGAAAAUACACCUACACGGCCCAAGUGACAACAGACAUAUCCAAGGGGUCGUACUCUAGGGUCCCAAUGGUGAUGACAAUCAGGACCACGGACGGUCAGGUCUUCAACAGAAGGAUCAAUCAUCCUGGCAUGGUUCUUCAAGGCUGGGGCUGUGACUGCAAGCAAGUACAGAAGAAGAAGGCGGCACUUAACAGCGAGGUUGGUUGCACUUCAGUUGGCAGAGGCAGGCGCCGAAAAAAUCGUAAAAUGCGGCUAUUCCCCUAUCAACCAUUUUACUUCACGACCAAUAAAAAGAUAAAGGGCAUCAAGGAAAUCACUGUUCAAGCUGAUAGGAAGACGACGGAAAAUUUGAAGGACUAUUGGAAAUUUAGGAAGAUUGUAAUACUACGGAAUAAUAAGGAGAGUUGGGCAUUUUAUUGCGAUUCACAUUCCAAGACCACACCUUGCAUGAUUAAAGGAACAAACAAGAUCACACUGAAGCCUGUAAAACCUGCGAGCGAAGUAACGGUUCGUGUUCUUUUCGGAACUGCUAACAAGAAAAUGAAAGGCAAGAACCAUCUAAAAGUCUCCAUCAAGGACGCCCAUGGGGGAUGCAAAUUUACUUGGGCGCCUGGAAGAUAUCCAAAUACGAACAAAAAUCUUAUCGGAGAGACGACGGUUUUGUGUAAUGUGAAGGACAUCAAGUCUAUCAGCCUCUCAAACGCGGGCACCCCGAAAAAGACAGACAUGUGGACAUUUCACCGUAUCAGGCUGACUCUGCGCCUUGGUACAAGGAAAAAGGUAUACGACUUUUAUUGUGGUACUGCUUCAAUUCCAUGCGUACUGGAGAAAAGGAGCAUGGUUACUGUGAUACCACUGGCCGGACCGCAAACCCCGCUUGUUAACUAUAUGAGCAGACACAAUAGUCGUAGGGUGACCGGCAAGGGUUUAAUCGACUUGACUGUGAGUGUCAGAAAAAGUUACCUCGCCAGACGCAGAACGAAGAGUAUCAAAAAGAAGAAAAUCCCCAUAGUGCCAUCUGCAGAGUUUUAUAAGAAAAUGAUCGGCGGUCUUGGUGUUCAGGUCUUCUACGUUCCUCUGAAUAAGUUGCGAAAGUUUGGUUCACCAACGCGACUGGCCUCUUACUUGAGGGGUGCAGCUCAAGUCCAGAUCGGGAUGCGGAGCCCUCAUUCCCUCGUAACUCGAAAGAUGAUGUUCCUUGGACUUUAUUACUACUGCAGAAAGAAGGCAAGCGUUUGUUCAGUGUCCGUCUUCAAAAAGCCGUAGGUUGUCUGUACUUCAUGUGAGGAUGACAGAGAUUCCAGACAGCAACUGAUGUACAAGUUAAUUAGUGCAUAUCUUAUGGCCCGUUUCAGCUGAACGAAAUCCAUUCAAGGAAGCAAUGAGUUUUUGAAAUUACAUAGAUUAUAGCCUUUUUUAUUGCCGAUGUCACCUUUUACCAAAUGAUAAAUGACUCAUGCUAUGUCUGUUCGGUUCUGGGACAUGUAUGUGAUUGUCCACCGUGGUCAUUUCCUUUACCACGUCGUUCGAGUUCAUAUAAUCAUACUUGGCAGAUUCACCCCGUCACCGAAGUAUCAUUUGAUACAUUUGGUCACUGUUUUUCAAUCUGUAUGCCUUCAUUACCACUAUGGUUUGUUUGAAAUGCGUAAUUGAAUGGGUUUGAGUGUGACGCUCUAAUCCAUAUGAAACAUCAGUUGCAGUCAUAUUAAAUGAAAACGAACAUUAAUGAAUAAAAUCUAAA